AUGAUGUCGGUACCUCUUCAAGAAUCGGAGGAUAUACUAGAAGAGCGAGUAAUCAAUGAAGAAUACAAAAUAUGGAAACGAAACACACCGUUUCUUUAUGAUAUGAUUAUGUCCCAUGCUCUUGAGUGGCCAAGUUUAACUGUCCAAUGGCUCCCAGGUUUCGAAACCACUGAUGAGGAUUACUCUAUUCAUCGUCUCAUUCUUGGCACUCACACAUCUGAUGAACAAAACCAUCUUCUAAUCGCUACCGUUCAUCUCCCAAACGAUACUGCUGAAUUCGAUGCCAGCACUUACGAAAGUGAAAAGGGCAAUUUUGGUGGAUUUCAUUUUCCCUCUGGAAAAUUGGAAAUUACCAUGAAAAUCAAUCACGAGGGGGAGGUUAACCGUGCAAGAUACAUGCCUCAAAAUCCUGAUAUUAUUGCCACCAAAACGCCUAGUGGUGAUGUUCUUGUCUUCGAUUAUGCUAAUCAUCCCAUUGGUCAGCAGGAGCAGGACUGUCACCCUGACUUACGUCUAAAAGGCCAUCAGAAAGAAGGUUACGGGUUGUCAUGGAAUGCAACUCAUAGUGGACAUCUUCUGUCAGCAUCUGAUGAUCAAACAAUAUGUCUUUGGGAUGUCUCUGGAACACCUCUAGAUGGUCGUAAUUUAGAUGCGAUGGCAGUUUUUACCGGACACCAUUCAGUUGUUGAAGAUGUCGCCUGGCAUCUUAUGAACGGUCAUGUUUUUGGUUCCGUUGCCGAUGAUAACAAACUGAUGAUUUGGGAUACACGCACUUCGGGCCGAACUAAAGCUCAACAUCAAGUUGAUGCCCAUACAGCUGAGGUUAAUUGCCUGGCUUUUAAUCCCUUUUCGGAGUUUAUUCUUGCGACGGGUAGUGCUGAUAAGACGGUUGCUUUGUGGGAUCUUCGUAAUCUUCGCCUUAAAUUGCAUUCCUUUGAGUCGCAUCGAGAUGAAAUCUUCCAGGUUCAAUGGUCACCUCACAAUGAGACAAUCCUGGCUUCUUCGGGUACUGAUCGUCGAUUACACAUUUGGGAUUUGAGCAAAAUUGGUGUCGAUCAGACUAACGAGGAUGCUGAGGAUGGCCCACCUGAGCUCCUCUUCAUUCAUGCUGGCCAUACCGCGAAAAUCUCCGAUUUCACAUGGAAUAUCAAUGAACCCUGGGUCAUUUGCUCGGUAUCAGAGGAUAACAUCCUCCAAAUUUGGCAAAUGGCCGAGAACAUCUACAAUGACGAGGAAUUGGACAUUGGUAUGGAGAUGGGAGAUCACUGA
Molecule: messenger RNA, 1269 nt
Organism: Rodentolepis nana
Lineage: Eukaryota; Metazoa; Platyhelminthes; Cestoda; Cyclophyllidea; Hymenolepididae
Source: the annotation of a GenBank genome assembly